AUGGGUGAAGUAGAGGGCAAAGAGACUGGGAAGAAGACGAUGAAGAGUUUUAGAAGCAUAAGAUCGAUAUUCAUGCACGCUGACGGUGUGGAUUGGGUACUGAUGGGAUUAGGGUUAAUCGGAGCCGUCGGUGAUGGCUUCACAACUCCCCUUGUUCUUCUCAUCACGAGCAAGCUCAUGAACAACCUUGGUGGCUCCUCUUUCAAGACUGAAACCUUCAUGCAAAGCAUAUCCAAGAACGCUGUGGCUUUGCUCUAUGUGGCUUGUGGAUCUUGGGUUGUCUGUUUCCUUGAAGGAUAUUGUUGGACACGAACAGGGGAGAGGCAAACAGCAAGAAUGAGAGAAAAAUAUCUUAGAGCAGUGUUAAGACAAGAUGUGGGGUACUUUGAUCUUCAUGUCACAAGCACUUCUGAUGUUAUCACAAGUGUCUCUAGUGACAGCUUCGUCAUCCAAGACGUGCUUAGUGAAAAGUUACCGAAUUUCUUGAUGAGCGCAUCAAUGUUCGUCGGAAGCUACAUAGUUGGCUUUAUUUUGUUAUGGAGACUCGCCAUAGUUGGCUUACCCUUUAUUGUCCUCUUAGUGAUCCCGGGGCUUAUGUACGGCCGAGCCCUUAUAAGCAUAUCUAGCAAGAUACGUGAAGAGUACAAUGAGGCUGGUUUUGUAGCUGAGCAGGCCAUCUCUUCUGUGCGAACCGUCUAUGCGUUUUCCGGGGAAAGGAAAACGAUAUCAAAGUUUUCAGCCGCGCUUCAAGGCUCGGUAAAGCUAGGGAUUAGACAAGGGCUUGCCAAAGGAAUCACCAUUGGAAGCAAUGGAAUCACUUUCGCCAUGUGGGGGUUCAUGUCUUGGUAUGGAAGCCGGAUGGUCAUGUACCAUGGUGCUCAAGGUGGUACCGUAUUUGCAGUAGCCGCCGCUGUUGCCAUCGGUGGCGUAUCACUUGGUGGUGGUUUGUCUAAUCUCAAGUACUUCUUCGAGGCGGCUUCAGUUGGCGAGCGAAUCAUGGAAGUAAUAAACAGAGUUCCCAAGAUUGAUUCAAACAAUCCGGAAGGGCUAAAACUAGAGAAAGUCAGAGGAGAAGUUGAGUUUAAGCAUGUGAAGUUUGUGUAUCCAUCAAGACCAGAAACAUCCAUCUUUGAAGAUUUUUGUCUGAGAGUUCCCUCCGGGAAAACCGUGGCUUUGGUGGGAGGAAGCGGGUCAGGAAAAUCAACUGUGAUAUCGCUUUUGCAGAGGUUUUAUAACCCGGUAGCAGGAGAGAUUCUCAUAGAUGGUGUAUCCAUUGAUAAGCUGCAAGUGAAGUGGUUAAGGUCUCAAAUGGGUUUAGUUAGCCAAGAGCCUGCACUUUUCGCCACAUCCAUAAAGGAGAACAUAUUGUUUGGUAAAGAAGAUGCAACGAUGGAUGAUGUUGUGGAAGCUGCCAAGGCCUCUAAUGCUCAUAAUUUCAUUUCUCAGUUACCUAAUGGCUAUGAAACUCAGGUUGGGGAGAGAGGAGUGCAAAUGUCAGGAGGACAGAAGCAGAGGAUAGCAAUCGCACGUGCAAUAAUCAAAUCACCAACAAUUCUCCUUCUAGACGAGGCAACAAGUGCAUUAGACUCUGAAUCCGAAAGAGUAGUCCAAGAAGCCUUAGAAAAUGCAUCAAUCGGCCGUACAACUAUCCUUAUUGCUCACCGUCUCUCUACCAUUCGUAACGCUGAUGUUAUCACCGUGGUCCGAAACGGCCAUGUUGUUGAGACUGGCUCACACGAUGAGCUAAUGGACAACAUAGAUGGUCAAUACGCUUCACUAGUCCGCUUACAACAGAUUGAAAAAGACGACUCAAGUGUGAACAUGAGCGUCAAUGUGCAAACAAGUCCAACCUUGGAUCCUACUAAAGAUUUCAGAAGUUGUUCAAGAGUCUCGACACUUAGCCGGUCAAGCUCUACUAACUCCGUUACAGGUUCAAGUAUUGUCAAGAAUCUUUCAAAAGAUGAUAAGCCACCUUUACCAUCUUUUAAAAGACUCUUGGCAAUGAAUCUACCUGAGUGGAAACAGGCGUUAUACGGUUGCAUAAGUGCAACCUUGUUUGGGGCCAUACAGCCGGCGUAUGCAUAUUCUUUAGGGUCAAUGGUAUCGGUUUAUUUCUUGACGAGCCAUGACGAGAUUAAGGAGAAAACGAGGAUCUACGCAUUAUCUUUUGUCGGCUUAGCCGUGCUUUCUUUCUUGAUCAACAUCAGCCAACACUACAACUUUGCAUACAUGGGCGAAUACUUGACUAAGCGCGUCCGAGAACGGAUGCUCUCUAAGGUUCUAACCUUUGAAGUUGGUUGGUUCGAUCGUGAUGAGAACUCAAGUGGUGCCAUAUGUUCUAGACUCGCAAAAGAUGCUAAUGUGGUGAGAUCGCUAGUAGGUGAUCGUAUGGCACUAUUGGUACAAACAAUAUCGGCGGUAACCAUAGCAUGCACAAUGGGUCUGGUAAUAGCGUGGAGGUUAGCUCUUGUAAUGAUCGCUGUGCAACCACUGAUUAUUGUAUGCUUCUACACUCGCCGUGUUCUACUCAAGAACAUGUCGAAAAAGGCAAUCAAGGCUCAGGACGAGAGUAGCAAACUAGCUGCUGAGGCUGUUUCCAACGUACGAACCAUCACAGCCUUUUCGUCACAAGAACGUAUCAUGAAAAUGCUAGAAAAGGCUCAAGAAAACCCGCGGCGAGAAAGCAUACGUCAGUCAUGGUUCGCAGGGAUCGGACUCGCCAUGUCGCAGAGCCUAACUACAUGCACGUGGGCUUUGGACUUCUGGUACGGUGGUAGACUGAUCGAAGAUGGGUACAUAACAGCUAAAGCUUUGUUCGAAACGUUUAUGAUCUUGGUUAGUACCGGUCGGGUCAUAGCCGAUGCUGGAAGCAUGACAACGGAUCUAGCUAAAGGUUCGGACGCGGUCGGGUCGGUUUUCGCUGUGUUGGACCGGUACACUUCUAUUGAUCCGGAGGAUCCAGAAGGAUAUGAACCGGAAAGACUAACCGGUCGGGUCGAGUUUCUUAAUGUGGAUUUCUCAUACCCAACUAGACCGGAUGUGAUGAUAUUUAGUGACUUUUCUAUCGAUAUCGACGCAGCGAAGUCUACUGCUAUAGUUGGUCCAAGCGGGUCAGGUAAAUCCACGGUGAUCGGUUUAAUCGAACGGUUUUACGACCCGGUUAAAGGCGUUGUGAAAAUCGACGGUCGAGAUUUAAGAUCGUACAAUCUGAGAUCGCUCCGACAACACAUAGCUUUGGUUAGCCAAGAGCCAACGUUGUUCGCGGGAACGAUCCGAGAGAACAUCGUAUACGGAAGAGCGUCGGAUAAUAUCGACGAAUCAGAGAUCAUCGAAGCGGCGAGAGCAGCGAACGCUCACGAUUUCAUCACGUCUUUAACGGACGGCUACGAUACGUACUGCGGAGACAGAGGUGUACAGUUAUCCGGUGGUCAGAAACAGAGGAUCGCCAUCGCUAGAGCGGUUUUGAAGAACCCGUCGUUGUUGCUUCUCGAUGAAGCGACGAGCGCUUUGGAUAGCCAAUCGGAGCGUGUGGUGCAAGACGCGCUGGAGCGCGUGAUGGUGGGGAGGACGAGCGUUGUGAUCGCGCAUAGGCUGAGCACGAUUCAGAACUGCGACGCAAUCGCUGUUUUGGAUAAAGGAAAGCUCGUGGAGCGUGGGACCCACUCAUCCUUGUUGGCAAAAGGAUCCACAGGUGUUUACUUCUCAUUGGUCAGUCUCCAGAGAACAACUUGUUGAAUAACGCUGAUCUGGAAACAAAUAAAACUCUUUAAGCUAAGGGUUAUUGAACAUGUUAUAUGACGCUAUUUCCUUAUUUGUAACCAUUUACAUAUAGAUAUUUAAAACGAUUAUGUUUAAAAGAAGGCUACAGAGGUUCCAAUACUAGAGCAAAUCUAUGUUUUCACUUAGUUUUGAUUCCAU
Messenger RNA from Brassica rapa (field mustard), 3918 nucleotides. Its product is annotated as ABC transporter B family member 15. Gene Ontology annotation, molecular function: ABC-type transporter activity; ATP binding; ATP hydrolysis activity. The record is from RefSeq and is a predicted model, not a curated record. Gene Ontology annotation, cellular component: membrane. NCBI's taxonomy places the organism in Eukaryota, Viridiplantae, Streptophyta, Magnoliopsida, Brassicales, Brassicaceae. Gene Ontology annotation, biological process: transmembrane transport.